AGUACAAGAAUAAGGUCAGCGAAGACUUAAAUGGAUUUCUGAAGGUGACAAAAGGAAGAAAAAUGGAGACAGAGACCAUUUUAAGUCUUAGACACCAACUCAAGGAAGCAGAGAAUGAGCGAAGAAAGGCAGCACAAUAUGGCUUGCAUUUAUUGGAGUCUCAAAGUGAAGUUCAAAAUCAGCUGGAUCAAACACGCCGUGAAUUGACUGAGAAAACUGAGAUAUUUGAACAAGAGAAAUACUCUCUUCAGAGAGAAAUUGAACUCAAGAAUCGAAUGUUGGAAAGCUUGAGUUUUGAAUGCGAUUCCCUUAAGCAACAGCAAAACAUGCAACUGGAUACACAGAAAGAGCAGCUCACCAGAGUCUACGGACAAGAAAUCAGUGACCUUAAAAACAAGCUGGAGAACCUGAAAGCAGAACUAGAUGAAACGCGACUAUCGGAGAAACAAUUGAGACACAAAGUGGAUCAUCAGAAGGAAAUAAUUGCCGCCAAGUCAGAAGAACUACGUAUGAUGUCUGAACGUGUACAUGAGACCAUGUCUUCAGAAAUGCUCAAUCUUCAGAUAGAACUCACUGAACUAGAAAGUGUGAAGGCCAAUGUUGAAGAAAAGCUGAAUGAACUGCAGUACAGUAAAGAACAAUUAGAACUCAUAAACAGUAACUUACGUAAUCAGCUGGAGCGCCUACAGGGAGAAAAAGAAGAGAGGGAAAAAGAAGUUGUUUCUUACUGUAAUGCAUUAGAGAAAGCUCGUGAAGCUAAUCAGGAUCUUCAGGUUCAGCUGGAUCACGCAGUGCAGCAAUCUUUGGACCCUACAAGUAAAGGCAAUUCUCUCUUUGCUGAGGUGGAGGACCGUAGGGCAGAAAUGGAACGACAGCUGAUCAGUGUGAAAGUAAAAUAUCAGUCACUACAAAAACAGCAUGCAUUCACUAGAGAACAAUUGCAAAGAAUGAAGCUGCAAAUGGCUACACUGCUACAGAUUAAAGGCUCUCAGGCAGAAUUUGAGCAGCUGGAACGCUUACAGUCGAUGUUAGAACAAAAGAAUGGUGAGAUAGAAGAUCUUCUUAUGAAAGUGAGACAGUUAGAAAAAUUUAAGACUUUAUAUGAGAGUAUGGAAGAAUCCAGAGCUAGUACUGGCUCAAAAGGAGGAGAGUCUGAAGAUGGUUACUAUGCCGAUUUACUGCAAAUGAAACUUGACAACUCAAACAAGGAAACGGAAACCUUGAAAAAUGAACUGUCCCUGCAGAGGAUGAAAGCCCUGUAUGAGAGCCAAAGGGUUCUGGAGGUUGAAAGGAAACUCUUCACAAAUGAGAGGCAUUUGCAAGCUUGUCAGAGUGAGAAUAUGAACUUGCGAGUUAUGCUGGAUGAGCUAAAAAUGAAAUACGAACCUGAAGAAUUACUUAAAGGUACUAAAAAUAAAAAGAAGAGGGAGAAGAUUCCAGUGGACACUACUUGUGAGUACUUGGACAGCAAAAAUACUUCAGUAAAAGAAGCUGCUUUCACUCGAUUGCCAAGUAAGGAAGAAACAAAGAUGACUUCCAAGAACUUGAAGCAAAGUGACGCUUCUCCAAAAAAACACACUCUUGAAGCACCACCAAUAAAUACAGCUCUUCAAGCGAUGCAAACUGCAGCUGAACCUGAAAGAGAAAGGAAGAGAGUUAAAACUGAAGAUGAGAAUCAUGAUGCCUUUGCUUCGUGUAGCAGGAGUGGAAGUAAUUCCUUGACUGCAGCUGCCCCCAGGUUAACAGCUGAAUCGAGAUUUGAAGCUACGCAAAAAGAAGAUCAGAAAGAGAAUAAAAUCAUUAUUGAGAAGAAAACACACACGAAAAAAUACACGACACUGUAUGUAUCUUCUAAGCCGACGUCUGAAACGCAAUGUGCUCAGCAAUAA
This is a messenger RNA of Opisthocomus hoazin, 1889 nucleotides long. NCBI's taxonomy places the organism in Eukaryota, Metazoa, Chordata, Aves, Opisthocomiformes, Opisthocomidae. The record is from RefSeq and is a predicted model, not a curated record.